GGAGCAGCAGUGUGGAGGUGUGAGUCACAGAAGCCGUGUAGGAGGAGUUAAAGUAAGAUGGCUGCGGGAAAGGGAAGAGUGUUUGAGAAAUCAUCAAAUGGGAUGUUUAUCUGUCGCUAACAGGAUGCACAGCAGCCCGAAUGAAGGAGUGGUUAAUUUGUCAGCUUCGCCGGCUCAGUUUGGUCUAGCACGCCAGUUGUCUCCAGGUUAUUUUCGCGCUGAUCAUCCGUUAACUGCUCUGACAUUGUGGAAUUCAUUAGCAGCUAGUCGUUAGCAACCUAGCCCUAACGUACUAGCAACCAGCUAGCAGGUAUCCGUGGACAGCACCUCGCAACAAACUGUUGAGACAAAUACAAACACCCAAGCACGGAGUGCCUGUCCUGACUGGCUAUGGAGUGGAGUUGGCUUCAGACUGGAUGACAGGGUCUACAGGGAGGACAGGGUCACACAGUCUCUAAAGCAGCAGUGGGCUUUUCCUAGAUGUACACUGACUGGCAGUGACAGCCCAUUCAGGCGACCUCCUUCACCUCCUCCUCUCUGUUUAGAUACACUUUCCCUCCCCUUUAUCCCCCUUCUCUCCUCCCCUUCUCAUUCUCCUUCCCACAUCAUCUUUUAAUUUUCUUCCCCUCUUCCCUUCUUCUCUCUGCUUUCUUUUUUUACUCUGACCUUUUACGGGAACUCUUUCUCCCCCACCUUUUGAGUUCUUGUGACUUUUGACCGGCCUCCCACCGGGUCCAGUAUGAGCUGGCUGAGCAGGUUGAACCCACGGGGUCCCGGGAGUCGGUCCGGCCGGAGUGCUGCCCCCUCCAGCCCCUGCACUGCUGACCCAGAGACCUGCCUCAUGGUGUUUGAGAACCACUGGAGACAGGUCUCUUGGGUGUUGGAGCAGCACGAACCUUCAUCCUCCAGCGAUGACCUGACAGCCGUGAGGAAUCACACAGACCAGAUGUUAUGUCUGUUGGCGGAGGAGAGGCCCGCCGACAGCUCAGAGGGCGGCGCCAGCGUGCCACCCAUGGGCCCCAUACUGGAGCUGGUGGUCACUGAGAAUAUUCUGGAGUGCCUGGUUCAGUGGCACCUCCGCCGCGGCCUGGACCCGGACAGCCAGGGGGCCCUGCUCAAGCUGUUCGAGAUGCUCAUCGGCCAGUCCCAGCAGCCUCUGCUGCAGCACACAGCCAUUCUCCACCCCCUGCUGAGGCUGCUGGGAGCUUGCGCUGACCCAGAACUUGGCUGUCCUUCAGCCCUGGAGAACAGCCUGGUACUGCUGCUCAACCAGGUCUGCGUGACCAUGGCCCGGCAGCCAGUGGUUCUAGAGAUGUUGUUCCGGGCAGCGCCAGCCCAGCAGGGCUCCACCAAUCUACUGAUCUUCUCCCUCCUUGUGCCGUUCAUCCACCGGGACGGAGCCAUCGGACAGCAGGCCCGAGACGCGCUGCUGCUGGUCAUGGCGGCCUCGGCCAGCCACGAGGCCGUGGCACGCUACAUCGCUGAGAACUCCUACUUCUGCCCGGUGCUGGCGACGGGCCUCAGCGCGCUCUACUCCUCUCUGCCAAGGAAGAUCGAGGUUCGAGGAGACGACUGGCACGCCCUGCGGCGGGAGGACUGGAUGAACGUGUCGUCCCUCGUGUUGUUCAUGAACUCGCUGGAGUUCUGCAAUGCUGUGGUGCAAGUCGCUCAUCCCCUGGUCCGCUACCAGCUCCUGGACUACCUCCACAACGGUUUCCUUGUACCUGUCAUGGGCCCUGCCUUGCACAAGUCGUCGGUGGAUGAGAUGAUCGCCAGCACCGCCUACCUGGACCUUUUCCUGCGUAGUGUGACUGAGACUUCCCUCCUCAAAACCUUCCUGCGCUUCAUCCUGCUGCAUUGCCACGACAACGACACCAUCCUGGACACACUGCUCACGCGCAUCAGCAGCAAUUCAAGGCUCUGCAUGGUGUCGCUGAGCCUCUUCAGGACUCUGCUCUCCCUGCACUGUGAAGACAUCAUGCUGCAGCUCGUUCUCAGGUAUCUACUGCCCUGUACCCAUGUAAUGUUGAGUCAGCGUCGUGCCAUCAGGGAGACGGACAUUUAUGGAAAGUCGGCAGACAAGUUCCUGUCGCUGAUCCCAGAGUGCUGCCGGCUGAGUGCGGCGCCCUCUGCUGACCGGGAUGAGGACAAUGCAUUCUGGGGCAAAGCAAUGAACAGUCCGAGCACAGAGUCUCCAGCCCCGCCCAGACCCAGCACCCCGUCCCGCUUAGCCUUCUUCAUCCGCCAACAGAGCAGUGGAGGAGGAUCAGGAGGAGGGGGUUCCCCUACCCCCACCAGCAUGGAGCCACAGCAGUCGGGUCCUGCCAGCCCCAUGUCCCCUGACAGCCCGAUGCACCAGCAGCAGACAAACACUGAGUGUCUAGAGUGGGACUCGGGUUACCUGGAGUACCUCAAAGAUGCUCGGCGGGACAUCGAGCUCUGCUCCUGGGCCUGCCGUGAUUGGUCGGCACCCUAUGAUGGCGAAAACCCCUCCCCAAACACAGCCCCUCCUCCCCCGCCUCCCCCUACCUCCAACCCCUCCAUGGCUAUGUUCCCGGAGCACUUCUCUCUGCAGCAGGGAGGAAACAGUAACACUCCUCCCGGCCAGCAGAGGGCGGCCAUCGUGGCUGCUGCGCGGUCAGAGUGGAGCAGCUCGGAGCGGGACAGCGGAGAGUGGGACGUUACGAUCGGCAAAAACAGCUGCAUCAGCCUCACACCACGCUCCAAGAAACGCAGCCUGCAGAGAGAAGAGCUCCUGCCGAAACCUGUACCUCCUCUCGUCCCGUCCUCCUCGUCUUCAGCCACCCCUCUAUCAACGUCCCACGCCGCCUUGUCCACAGCUCCGCACAUUCCCACCUCUGCCAUCACUGUUAGCUACCAGGCCAUGUACAAUGGAACAAUGGGACAGAGGGACAGCUGCUCAGACAGUCAGGACAGAGGGCUGGAAGUAAAGAAAGUGAAGAGAGAUUUGGGGGAGCAGCAGUAUUUGGAUGAAAAUGCAAAUCAAAAUGGAUCCCUCGUCACACGCCCCUCCCAAAGCUGCCCCAGUCUCCCACAGUCCAUUUUUAGCAACAGUGACAUCAGUGAUGCAAAAUCUCUUUGCCCUAACCAGAUUCCCUCACAGAGCUCCAUUCCCCAGCCAACGCCUGACACCAAACUGCUGACCAGCGACACCUCAAACCCGCACAGUGCAUCCUCAGAGCUUCCAGAAGCCAACCAGACGCAACAAUCUGUAGAGAGUCUCAUCGAGGAGCUGCUGGAGCAGGCACCAGGAGACUCCCAGCUCUCCGGAGACUCCAACGGUCAAGGCAUCAGCAUCGAGGCCUUCACACAGGAACUGCGGGAGCUGGAGGACCGGGUGAAGGAACGCAGCAGAGCAGCCUUACAGCAGGAGGAAACGGCCAGAGAGUCCCUGACCGCUGAGCGGCAGGAGGAGGAGCAGCAGCUGUCCUCAGCCCUGGAGGCGAAGCUGACAGGCGACACAAAAGCAGAGGGGCCUGUGGUGGGCGUUUGUAGUCCUGCCAGACCACUAAAUCAGCCUGCAUCUCAGCCAUACACAGGUCCAUUCAUGGUGGUUCUGUUUGCCAAGCUGGAGAACAUGCUCCAAAACUCGUUGUACGUCAACAUCCUGCUCACGGGCAUCGUGGCCCAGCUGGCCUGCUAUCCUCAGCCCCUCCUACGUUCCUUCCUGCUCAACACCAACAUGGUCUUCCAGCCCAGUGUCAAGUCACUGAUCCAGGUUCUAGGUUCUGUGAAGAACCGUAUCGAGGCGUUUGCAGCCUCCCAUGAGGACUUCCCGGCCAUGCUGAAGAAAGCCCAGCAGUACCUCGUGGCCCGAGGCAAGGUGGACUGGAGUGACUCGCCUGCAGCUGUUCCCACCCUGCGGCGCUCGGAUUCACUAGUGAAGAGUCGUAAGCCAUCUCUCGGAGACCUGAUCCUCCGUCACACCAACAGCCCCACCCGGGCCCGUCACGCCGCUCAGCUGGCCCUUGCGCACGUACGGGACGGCAGCCAAUCACUGCACAGCGCUCUGUUCCGGGGAGGGGCAGGCGGAGGGGCGUCUGGCCUGGAGAAGCAGGCCGAGGCGCUGCGAGUGAAGAACGCCGUCUACUGUGCCGUCGUCUUCUGCGAGUUCCUCAAAGAGCUGGCUGCCCUGGCUCAAGAGCACGCCGUCACUCUGCCCUUCCCUCACAGCCAGGAAGCAGAGGAAUAGACGGUAAACACAAGACUCUUCAAAUCUAGCUCUUAGCCUCCAUUUGUUUUUGUUUUAGGCUGUAAACAGAGUUCUGUAGGAUUCUCCAAUCACCAGAGGACAGACUGGAGCACUGAGACUUUUCUGUCACUGAAGUGGGUCGUCUGCACAGACAAAAGCAAGAGGAAAACAGUCGCAUUUUUGUACCAAAAUCAUUAUAGGAUACCUGUAGGACUGGAAGAAUUUUCCUUAUCUGUAAACUUAUAUGAUAUUGUGCAUAUCAUGUAUUAUAUUUACAUUCUAUACACAGAAAAUCUCAGUAAAUGCUUGAGAUUUGGGAGCUUGUACAUACACAUACCAUGUCAUGGUAUAAUGUGACACAGUAAAGCCACAGAUAUUAGAAAUAGGUGCACAUAUUGGUGCUAGUCGAUACUCUUACGUUGGAAGGGUGCUUUCAGGCGGCACAGAGGAGAAGAAGGUUUUAUCCUCAACAAAUGAUAAACACCAAAAAACUGUUUGGCAGGAAAACAGUGAAAGUGUAGGCGAGUCAAUUAAUGACAAAGUGAUCCAAUCAGAUUUGGCCAUCUCUCGUCGACAACCUCAUCUUUGUCUUUUGUCCUCUGGCCAAUAGAGAAAGCUCACAGAAAAACAGCUCCCAGUAACAUUCAAGCACCUCAAGUGUCCAUUUAGUUUUCAAAAGGCUCCACUGCUGCAAAGACUAGUCAUCAAUGAAUGAGAUAACUGGAAGAGGUGAUGUGAGGUGAGAGUGCCACCUUCUCUCCUGUGAAUCAGCACGACCACCACAAAUGUACUGGAAAACUUUUGGUAAUUAAUGCCGUUUUUAAAAAGAUAUUGUUUUAAAUGUGUUUUUGUUUUUUGCAUUUGCGCCACUUUCUAGACAUAUCAGCAACACGUGGGAGCAGGUGUGUCUGUGGUUGUGUGUGUGUGUGUGUGUGUGUGUGUGUGUGUGUGAGUUUGUUGUAAAAGUGACUCCUUUCUAAAAGGUGACGUCAGCUCUUCAGGCCAUCGGUAAAGCCAUUCACCUGUUGCCAUAAAAGAGGCUGCGGCAUUGAAAAGGCAUCACUGCUUUACGAUUCAUGACUUCAGUUUUUCAUUUUAGUCUUUCUUCAUUUUUUUAAAGACCCGAGUGUCUGCGAGAAAAAGGGCGAGAAGAGAAGGGAUUGUUUUUCAAGGGAGCGUUGUCAUGAUUUCCAUUUACUUUAAACUGACAGCUGAAAAAAGGUCCUUGUGAGGCAUUCACUGACUUUUUCUAUAAACAGAUCUUCGUGUGAGUGUGAGCUAAAAAAAAUAAAUAAAAGCUUAUAAGAAGCGGUUUCCAUUUCAGUUUAUAGAUUUUGGUUUUAGUUAGCUUGAAAAACGUAGUGUCUUUUUGGGUGAGACAGGCCAAACUGAACAUCCAAACCGUUCAUCUUGGAAUUUAACAUGCUGCUAUUUUUUUAACACCCAUUUCUAUCAGUGUAACAGCUACUAUCUCUUCAUUUCAUUGUUAGGUACCAAGUAUUAAAUGUGUAUGUGAGGAUGCGGAAGAAGUCAGUGCCAGUGUUGUGAUUGGCGUUUAAUUUAUUUUGACUGAGGUUGAAUGAAAUUGCAGUCGCAGUGUUAAAAGCUUUUGCCAAGACAAAAAUAUUCUCUUUCAACGUUGAGUGACCUUGUGAGGCUCGGAAUUGUUGCAUGUUGGUAGAUUUUUUGUUUUUUGUUUUUUGAUGAAGAUGGUGGUUCUUCAUUUCACAGGUCUGUAACUUUUUAAAAUAAUUUUCUAGUUCUUUUCGGUAAAUUCCUCCAGGAAAUUACGAGAAAAUUGUUAGGAGAAGAACCUGUAAAAAUGAAGCAUUACCUGUAUGACUGCAGUGUGAAAUCCAUCAGUGACCCAGCUUUUUGCACAUACUAGCCAUUCUCUCUACUGCCAUCCUGCAAAGUCUUAAUCUCUGAAAUUGAAAACCACAUUUUUCUUUUUUCUUUUUUUGACAACUUUCAUCUUUCUCAACAAGUUGAAGCCUCCUCAACUUGUCAAAGCCAUAUCCACGGUCGUCCUGUUUGUAAAUGUACUCCAUCACUGCUGUAACUCACUUUUCUACAGGAUUUCUAGACACAUUUUGUAACACCCCCACUGUUUGUUUUUAACAAAUACCAUUAGUACGAGUGUCUGCAUGUCAGUAAAGGUCAGGUUUCUAAUUAAAUGAUAAUUAAAUAGUGUAGUUUGGUCUGUGCAACAGUGCUGAGCUUCAAUUAGCUUCCAUGCUGUAGGAUUUUAGUGGUUUUAGUGAGUCAUCCCGGUGCCUGCAGAGAUCAGCAGCGACAACAAGAACAUGUUUCACACUGAAUGUUUGCUCUCGGCUAAUUAAAUUGGUAGAGAAAUCACUGCUGUAAUUUACCCACUGCCUUCCGUCCGUCCAUCUGUUCACCGAGUCUGUUGUUCAUCCACGUGUUCAGAACGAGAUUAAUGUUUCCCUUAAGGCCAGAGGGUCUCUCUGCACUCCUCAACUCCACUCAAGAUUGUGUUUUUUUUUUUGCAAACAGUUCUGUUAAAGAUCAGACGUAUAUUGAGCUUGAUGGUAAAUGUUCAUCUCCUCAGUAGUAUCACUUACUCGGUCAGUGGCAAAGUAACAGUGCAGUUAGUCAGGUUUAUGCAUUUCUGUGAUACGUUUGUGGACACCAAAGACAAUCUCUCUGACAGUACGUGAAACUCCCUGUGUCUCUGUUUAUGCAAUCAUAGGCAGUUUAAUGGUGCACUGUCUGAACACGUCUUUAUGCAGCACUUUUUCCAUAUUCAAAUAACUUCCCAAAAUAAUCUGUUAUGUAAUACAGUAGCAGUUAAAUGGCCAAAUUAAUUAUGAUGAUAAAGUUGUGCUCGCCAAGUUAACUGGUGCUACAGCAAUUUCAGAUGAUACAACCGAUGAAAAUAAGACCCAAGCUGUAACAACCCUGAAUUAAGGUUAAAAAGGCGACAGGACGAGGUUGUUUUUGAAGCUCUCGCCGCAUUGGAACGAAGGGAACUGCUUAAUAACCUUAAGCUGCAGAAUUUAAACUGCUAGCAUUGAUCCUCUGUGACUGAAAAUGGGAUUUUAGCUCAUGUACACGUCUAGACUUCCCACAGUCAUUUCUCACUGCUUACGGUUUGUAUUUUUUUUUUUUUUAUAUUUACUUGUUUUUCAUUCUUAAGAAUACAAAAGACAUAAUUGUGACAAAGUUUGUAAUAGGGUGUUUUUAUAGGGGGAUUAUUUCCUACCAGGGACUUUGACUUCUUCCCGGAGUUGUCAGACGACAGACUGAAAGCAGAACUUCAUACAGUGCAGCGCUCAACAAAAACAAAACUAAAUAUAAUAAAAACAGGGAGUUUGACAAAUGUAAUCAAGGCUUAGUGGUGUUAUGGUUAUGGUUUGUUAUGGUUUACCUCACUUUAAGGAAGCUGUUGUUCAUACUCCUUAACACUGAACGGCAGCAAAUGGCUUCCUCUGCUGGUAGAGAAGUGAGUCCAACUGUUCAGACAGCGGUGUGUGUCGUCUGUUCAGAACACACCGACACUCAUUUUAAUUUGCAUUUGAGAAGGGGAUUUUGAUUUCUGACAAUGCAGCAACUACCACAUCUGGAGGCUGAAGCCGUUACAGAAAUGUCUUAACAGCAGAAACUGUCGCCAAACAAAUCUCAUUAUAAAUGAAGUGACGGAGAAAACCAAAUCAAUGAUCUCUCUUAAGAACAGUUAAAUAUAAUCAGUGCACCACAGUGAGUUAGGGCCGCGAAAUGUAUCAGAUCUUAUGUUUGUGAAUGUGUUGGCUUGAAUAACAGGCGUCUCAGCCAUGGUGGUUGCUGAAUAACAUAAAAAUGUUGUUUGUUUUUUUACUCUAAACUGACAAAGAUGGUGCUGAGUGGUGAACCCAAAGCUAAGCUUCAAAAAUGUGUGUAAUGUCACAGAUUUUUUUUUGUUUUUGUUUUUUUCCUGUCUAUCUCAGACAGUUGUACUUGAACACUACAUUUACUCCGUCACUUAAAAAAACAGAUGAACAUUUAUUCGUUUUGGCUGAAUUCAGAGCAUGUUAAGUCUUGAGAUUGUGUGUUUUGUUUAUUCAAGGGUACAUGCAAACAACAAGCCAAAGUCUUCAAAUGUCACUGGCUUUCAUUUGAAUUGGAAAUAUAUCAUGCCCUUUUGUUUCAGGGUGGGUUAUGAUUGGCUCUUCAACACAAUUAAACUCAAAAAUGGGUAAAAAUAAUUCAUAUUUUCAAAUUGCUGAGCUGAGCUGAGCUUCACGUGGCAAAGCUGUGUGACAGAUGAAGCUUCCACUUUAACGUCAGUAAAAAGCACAUGUGUUCACACACUUCCUCUGACAGCCUCAGUUUGAAGCUUGAAUUUGUUUGCACGGCCGAUUUACCACUUCAUUUACACUUUGUGCCAUGUUUUUUGUUUUUUUUCAUAUGUUGAUUUGUGUUGCUUAUCAUGGGAUGUAAAGUAUGUGCAGUAUCUUUUCACUUUGCUUCUUUCUUUGGAAAAGCUUUUGACUUGUCGCUUAACAUUUCUCCCCUGUGAUCUAUGCAACACAUGCUCUAAUCGUCCCCUGUUUGAAGCUGAAAAGGUGAUGUGGAUUGAUUUAAUGUGUAAAUACUGUAAAAAGCAAAGGGUCAGAAAUGCAGAGGUAUGUGAAAUAAUCAACAGGACAGAAUGGAAAUCAUGCUAAAAUAAUGUAAUGAUGAAUGUUGUCAGAAAUAUUUUUCUAUAUUUUGAAAUCAUUAGAAAAAAGGACAAAAAUACAAAGUGGGAAAAAGCUGUCAGAAGAACACUACAAAGGGAAUGUUUUUAUUAAUUUAUAAAUUCUUUGCCUAGCAAUAUC
This is a messenger RNA of Seriola aureovittata, 9033 nucleotides long. It is a transcript of the gene fhip1b, whose product is annotated as FHF complex subunit HOOK interacting protein 1B. The record is from RefSeq and is a predicted model, not a curated record. Gene Ontology annotation, cellular component: FHF complex. Gene Ontology annotation, biological process: endosome organization; endosome to lysosome transport; early endosome to late endosome transport. NCBI's taxonomy places the organism in Eukaryota, Metazoa, Chordata, Actinopteri, Carangiformes, Carangidae. The coding region runs from base 740 to 4213 and encodes 1157 amino acids. The transcript has 12 exons.